GCGUUCAUCGACAUCGGUGUGGUUGAUACGGAACAAUACGAACGAGCUGACCACUUCUUCCUUGAGUUAAUGCCACCGAUUUGGGCGAAGAAGAUGUCAGGUAAGCAGAACAUCUCCUAUCCGAUGAUGAUCUCAUCGAUGGAGCAAAAGCCAUUCAUUCCCUCUCAGCCAAACGUAUCCAUCUAA
This is a messenger RNA of Anisakis simplex (herring worm), 186 nucleotides long. NCBI's taxonomy places the organism in Eukaryota, Metazoa, Nematoda, Chromadorea, Rhabditida, Anisakidae. The record is from the annotation of a GenBank genome assembly.